CGCGCGUGCGUGCGUGUGUUGUGCCAGGGACAGCGAGACUCGGGCCGGGCGGUCCCCGGCUGCCUCUUUCCCUUAGCCCAGGCGGCUGCAGUCCGCACCCUUGUUUGCUCGCCGCCCACUCGGUGUGCGGAGUGCGUCGUCUUUUUGAUUUUGGAACUUGUGAGCUGUUUUUUGUUUUUUUUUUUCCUUCCUUUUGGCUUGGUGCCUCCAGGGCUGGUCUCCCCGGCUCUUGCCUAACCUCUUCUGACCCCGGUCACCAGCCCCGCUCCAGGUUGCUCCCCCUCCCCCGGCUCUGCCCCUUGGCCCCGGAGGGUGGGAAGCUUUGCCCCGCGUAGCCGCACCUGCCUCAGUAUGCUUGGGGUCAACGACCCUCCGCUUUUUAUAAAAGACAUUAAGGCCGGACUGAAAAACUUAAAUGUCGUCUUUAUUGUUCUGGAGAUAGGACGCGUGACCAAAACCAAAGACGGCCAUGAAGUGAGAUCCUGCAAAGUAGCUGAUAGAACGGGCAGCAUCACUAUUUCUGUGUGGGAUGAGAUCGGAGGGCUCAUACAGACCGGGGAUAUUAUUCGGUUGACCAGAGGGUAUGCAUCAAUGUGGAAAGGAUGCCUGACUCUUUAUACUGGAAGGGGCGGUGAACUUCAAAAGAUUGGAGAAUUUUGUAUGGUGUAUUCAGAAGUGCCGAAUUUCAGUGAGCCAAACCCAGAUUACAGAGGGCAGCAGAACAAAACGGUGCAGAAUGAGAAGGAUAAAGCGAGUGUCAGUGCGUUUGGACCACUGGGAAAUGGUAUCCAGACUGGCCCUGAAUCAAGAGUAUAUCAUCUUCCAUAUACUGGUAGAAGCAAUGGCCGGGACCCCAUCAAUCCCCAGCUACCAGGAGCUCGUAGUAGUCAGACAGUCAUGACCACAAUCAGUAAUGCCAGGGAUCCAAGGAGAGCCUUUAAAAGAUGACCUGAACCAAAGAGACACAUGUAGUUGCUAAACUACCUGCCCUACUUGAACACUUAGUGCACUUUUUCAUUGCUAACUGUGAAAAGUUUGUCUCUUACGGGUUUCCUUGUAUAUUUUUGGUUUGUUAAGAAUGGUUGGUUUUUUUUACUGCAAGCAUUAAGCUGCUCGGUUACAUCCUUCCUAUUGAAGAAUAGGAACUCUGAAAGCAGGAACAUUUAUUUUUAGAGCCAGAACUUACUGGGUAUCACUUGAAAACCUGUCCCUGUUUCAAGGGUGAGUUACUUAAGACACCAGCCUUAUAUAGCCGUGGUGAGUCUUCUGCCAUAGCAUUUCAUGGAAAAUGUUCUUUUGUCUUAAACUGGGCUAUGUCCAGCUGAAGUGAUGUCCACCCCAGCCAGAAGCCUGACCAGUGCUGGCAGCAGUUUGAGUGCUUGUGACCCAGCCGUGACUGACUGCCUGGAGUGACUGGCCUGCCGUUAAGAUUUGUCCAAGGACGGAAUCAUCCUACAUUCUUGGUUAAUUACCAGAGACCCAGAUUCUUUAUCGGAAUUAUGGAAUAAAACGUGUAAUAUAUAACAAGUUAUCUUUAGAGGAAAACUGUUGAAGAUAAUGUUCUUACCAUUUGUUACAAACAUUGAAGAAAAGUUUACA
Messenger RNA from Microtus ochrogaster (prairie vole), 1599 nucleotides. It is a transcript of the gene Nabp1, whose product is annotated as nucleic acid binding protein 1. Lineage: Eukaryota; Metazoa; Chordata; Mammalia; Rodentia; Cricetidae. The record is from RefSeq and is a predicted model, not a curated record. Gene Ontology annotation, molecular function: DNA binding. Gene Ontology annotation, biological process: mitotic G2/M transition checkpoint; response to ionizing radiation; double-strand break repair via homologous recombination. Gene Ontology annotation, cellular component: SOSS complex.